CUGAAUUGAAAUUUGAAUUUUGAAAUUAAAACAUUAUAAAUUUAAGGUUAGGAACUUAGAAUUGAAGAAAAUUUUCUUUUUGAAUUAAAAACUAUAAUAAAUCUGAUUUUCUUCAUGUCUAGAAAGAAUGUUGCAAUGGAGGAGCCACAAUGCAAGGUUUUGGAUUUACCUUCGGCUGAAGCACUCAGAAGAUCAAUAUUGCAUAUUAAGAAGCCCGUUGUAAUUAAAAAAUCAGUGGAAUCCUGGCCCAUUUUGAAAUGGAGCUUGGUAGACUGGAAAACUGCCUUGGGAGAUGUGAAACUCCCUUUCCGCACCGGUUCCAGUGAUUGCACCCAGGUACCUCAAUGGGAAGGUUCCUGCAAAAUGUUGAAUUAUUCAGUGGAAGAAUUUCUGUCGAUUACGGAAAAUCAAGGCAAACAAGAUUGGCUGUAUUUCGAUUACAAGUAUAUGCAUGAAUGGUUCAAAAACCAUCCUACCAUUUUGGAGUCAGUAUCAUGGGCCCGACUGGGAUUCACGGAAUUGAAAGGCAUUGACUCAACAAUGUGGCUUGGAAGCAAGGGGGCCCACACGCCCUGCCACAAGGACUCCUAUGGUCUUAAUCUGGUGGCCCAGCUUUAUGGCAAAAAGGCGUGGAUACUGUUUUCACCGGAUGAUGACGACUCUUUGCAGCCUACUAGAAUUCCCUAUGAAGAAUCUAGUAUAUUCAGUAAGAUAAACUUUUUCUGCAGAAAAUCAUUAAGAGGUUUCAAGAAAGCCUACUUUGUAAUCCUGAAUCCCGGAGAUGUACUAGUGGUUCCAAACGGUUGGUGGCAUUAUGUCGAAAAUAUUGAAACAUCUAUAUCGAUCAACACAUGGGUUCCAUUGGAAAUCGACGAUGAGAAACGCGUAGAAGAGUGCUUAGUUCGGACUUUCAUCGGCUCUUUGCUUGAGAACCUUGAUGACAACGAGAGACGAUUUCUCCUCAAUCCCAAUGAAGUUGAACAGUUUAGAAGCUUUGAUGCGUCCAACACCGAUAUGCUCAACUUAUGUGUGAAAAAUGUGAACAAAAGAAAGUCAGAUACUGAUUCAAAUGAGAAAGAAGCCUUACAAUUGCAGCGCCAGUUUUUUGAGUCACCUCUCAUAAAAUUUGUAGAAAAUUGUGAUGUCACCAACAUUUCUGAACAACUACAGUGUACUUGCAAUGAUUACAAUAGCAGCUGUGUUACACAGGAAAGCUCUUACCAAGAGAUCGAUUUUGAGAAAGUUGUUAAUGCAUUCUGUCAUCCUGAGGUUAUUGCAAAAGUUAGAGAAAAACUGCUUGUGAAUUCUUUGUGAAAAUAAAUAUGUUAUAUUUGGUUAAGAGUAUUAAAUUUGUUGAACGAG
Messenger RNA from Nilaparvata lugens (brown planthopper), 1362 nucleotides. RefSeq names its product HSPB1-associated protein 1 homolog (gene HSPBAP1). The record is from RefSeq and is a predicted model, not a curated record. Gene Ontology annotation, molecular function: 2-oxoglutarate-dependent dioxygenase activity. The transcript has 9 exons. NCBI's taxonomy places the organism in Eukaryota, Metazoa, Arthropoda, Insecta, Hemiptera, Delphacidae. Bases 115 to 1314 code for a protein of 399 amino acids.